ACCGUGAAAGCGGCGCCAAACGGAACUGGUACCGAUUCCAAAAGCAGAUGAAUCAGAAACACCAAAUUGAAGAAGAAAAUGGCGGAUUCUCAGACCGAUUCGAAAUUCUUCAGUGUUCGAAUUGUUUCAAUUGACUAUUACAUGACCGCUCCCCUUCCUGGUUUUGACAUUUGUUACAGCAGUUUCCAAGGUGGGAGAGUUAAUGAAGUCCCUGUGAUAAGAGUGUACGGCGCCACUCCUGGUGGCCAGAAGACAUGCUUGCACCUUCAUGGAGCCCUGCCUUACUUCUAUGUUCCAUGCUCGGAGCUCUUCCUCCAAUCAGAUGAAAAAGGGAGCGAAUGCACGAAUGCUCUAGCUCUUGCUCUUGAGAAGGUGCUCAAGCUUAAAGGCAAUGCUGGUUCCAAACGUCAACAUGUCCAUGGCUGCAGCCUUGUACGAGCAAGGAAGUUUUAUGGUUAUCAUUCUUCAGAGGAACUGUUUUUGAAGAUCUAUCUGUAUCCUACAUUACCUAAUGUUGGUGCUUUUUGCUGCGAUUUAAUGUAAUAAGGUAGUAAAGAGGCAUAGUAAAUUCAAAAAUAGACACGGUCAGAUGGUCCCUGCCUCUUUAUUUCUCAAGCCUUGAGGUUUGUUAAUAACUGCCUGGCCCGAAUAGUCAUUCUGCCCUCUUUGGAAUGAAGCUUCUUCUUCUUUUAGGAUAUUGAGGAUAGAAUUAUUUGUAGUUUUCUUAUACUCUCUCAUCCCAUUUUAAUGUGCUGGAUUGGUCUUCGCUAAAUUUUAAGUGUAACAUGCUGGAGUAAUUAUUGUAUUGAGUCUGGUGAAGAAGGAGAGUUUGAGUGUGAAAUAUUUAUGAGUUGGUUGAGGAUAUGGAACUCCAAAUCUGAAGUAAUAUAAAGUAGUAAUACUUCAUAUUAGUUUGAAAUAUUGGAGGCAGAAAAGACUUCCGUUGUAGGAAAGAGGUCAUAUUCUGAGAUUAUGGGUGGCAAAAACCCACCCAACCCAUUUAAGUUUUGGCGGGUUGUUGACCCACUUAUUCAUUACCUCAACCCAUUAUAAAUUGGUUGAUAUGUAACCCAAAUUGGCUAAUGAGAGAUCUUGUCAAAAUAUUUUUUAAGAACUUUUUUUUUU
Molecule: messenger RNA, 1125 nt
Organism: Solanum pennellii
Lineage: Eukaryota; Viridiplantae; Streptophyta; Magnoliopsida; Solanales; Solanaceae
Product: DNA polymerase zeta catalytic subunit-like
Exons: 5
Coding region: 79-543 (154 amino acids)
Biological process (GO): double-strand break repair via homologous recombination; error-prone translesion synthesis
Cellular component (GO): zeta DNA polymerase complex; nucleus
Molecular function (GO): DNA-directed DNA polymerase activity
Source: RefSeq, a predicted model, not a curated record